GACAAUCAAUACUCCGGGACACAUGUUGUCGGCACCAAUUAUUUUCUGUUCUUCAGUGUAGAGAAAUAUCUGUAGAUGAGAUCUGUAUAAUUAUAAAAUUCUAAGAGCUCAAACGCAAAAACUUACAUUACUUACAACAACAGUACCAAAAGAGGUUAAGAGCAACAGCCAAGCUAGUGAAAGUUGAUCGUAUCUGGUUAUUAUGGCUCCAGGUGAGGAUGGUGUAUUUAUUCAGAUAGAGAAGCUUGGCUGGAACUCCAGAAGAAUUCGUUCCAAAAUUGCUAUAAACUCCAGCCUCGAUACUAUUUGGAAUGUGUUGACUGAUUAUGAGAAACUGGCUGAUUUUAUCCCUGGCCUUGCUGUUAGCAAAUUACUUGACAAGAAACAUAAUGUCGCUCGUCUCUAUCAGGUUGGACAACAGAAUUUGCCAUUGGGGCUGAAAUUCAAUGCUAAGGCAAUUUUGGAUUCUUUUGAGAAAGAUGUUGAGAUUUUUGCUUCUGGGAAAAGGCGUAAUAUUGAGUUUAAGAUGACCGAAGGCGACUUCCAAUUUUUCGAUGGGAAGUGGUCUAUUGAGCAGGUUAUCAAACCAAGAUCUGAAGAGCGUGAUGUCUCGACUGGUCAAGAAUUUGAAACAACUCUUUCGUACUCCGUUGAUUUCAAGCCGAAGCUCUGGCUACCUAUUCAAUUAGUUGAAGGUAGACUCUACAGAGAUGUACAAACAAACCUCUCUUGCAUUCGGGAAGAAGCACAAAAGAUGACUAUGCACACUUAAUAGUGACUUUCCAAUAUAAUUCAAUCAUGCAACUUGCUUUAUUAUUUAUUUCAUUCAAGGUAUUAUGAUGUAAGUUGACAAUAGAACAAAUAAACCAAAUUAUCUAUCAUUUCCCACUGUUAGGGUUCUAAGGUACCAAUUUUAUAGGAGGCAUUGAACUCACAAUAUUAACAAAAUUUUAUUCAAUCCAUAUACUAUUUGAGCUAUCA
This is a messenger RNA of Mercurialis annua (annual mercury), 981 nucleotides long. RefSeq lists its product as uncharacterized. NCBI's taxonomy places the organism in Eukaryota, Viridiplantae, Streptophyta, Magnoliopsida, Malpighiales, Euphorbiaceae. The transcript has 4 exons. The coding region runs from base 203 to 772 and encodes 189 amino acids. The record is from RefSeq and is a predicted model, not a curated record.